Messenger RNA from Aspergillus ochraceoroseus IBT 24754, 1041 nucleotides. RefSeq names its product tyrosine-protein phosphatase. Lineage: Eukaryota; Fungi; Ascomycota; Eurotiomycetes; Eurotiales; Aspergillaceae. Gene Ontology annotation, molecular function: phosphoprotein phosphatase activity. Bases 112 to 975 code for a protein of 287 amino acids. Gene Ontology annotation, biological process: dephosphorylation. The record is from RefSeq and is a predicted model, not a curated record. The transcript is spliced from 2 exons.
CUUCAACUCGUAGAGCUUUUGGAUCAGAGAGUUCGCAUCAAAGUAUCCUUACGGUACAGAAAUAAUCUUCUUUAACCACCUCAUACAAAUCCGAAAGCAAUUUUCUACGCCAUGGGGUCUGCAUACAAUAUUCAAGAGCUCAUUGAAACAUAUAUCCAAAUACCCCUUCCCGAGCUUGCGGUCCAGGAGGUGAUCUCAAAAGCUCCAUUUGUAACAGUGCCGGGGCUGUUUAACUUGCGCGAUAUCAGCAAUGUUACUUCUGGUUCAUCACAAUUUCCUCCGAUUAUCCGCCCCGGCCUUAUUUAUCGCGCAGCAGCACCUCCUCCCACGGUCUCCGAGGAUGGCAAGACCGCGUUGACUAACCUCGGCAUCACGAAGCUUUAUGACUUGCGCCGGCCCGAUGAACGAGUCCACAGACCCAGUCCUAUUGUUGAUGGGAUUGAGGUCGUUUGGGUUCCAUACGCCGGAGAGGCACCCCGACCUGGGGAUGCACACCCUAAUAUGGAAAAGGGCAUAGAAUCCAUGAUCCACAUGUAUAUGGGGUACUUGGAGUUGCUUCUACCGCACUUUAAGUUGGUGUUCGAACAUAUUCGGGAUGCGCCGCAGAAGCCCCUUCUCUUUCAUUGUUCAGCUGGCAAGGACCGCACUGGUGUUCUUGCUGCUCUGAUCCAGCGUCUAGCAGGGAGCCCAGACGACGCCAUCAUCCAGGACUAUACUCUCACGCGCAUUGGGAUUGAACCCGGCCGUGAGUCACUAACGAAUACGAUUAAAGCCCUCUAUGGCACGUCCGCGAUUGAGAAUCCCAUGCAGCUAGUUUCUUGGGGUGUAAACGCCGCCACUAUGACUGGGUUCCUGAAGGCCGUCGACGACACGCAUGGUGGAGUAGAAGGAUAUCUCAAGGAGAACAUGGGCUUUUCUGACAAGGAUGUGCAAAUCAUGAUCCACAACCUGCGCCAGGACGCGACGAUUCAAUGACUGAUAUAUUCUUCUAAAUUUUUUUCUUUAGAUUCCUGUGAAUGCUAACGAAGCUACUUCUUGUUC